AUGAUGAAAUUAUAUUUAUUAUUUAUUUUCUACAUUAAAAUUAAUUUUACUUCUGGUCAAUUAUGUCAAAAUGAUAUUCCAGACUUUUUUUAUAAUAUUAGUUUUGCUGGACCACUCUUUAAUCAGACAGUUUAUACUAGUCAUUCUGAUCUUUCUGUAGCGACUCCAAAUGAUACAACAGUAUUCCAAUUUACUGUCCGAUCUCGAACAAAUUACGAUCGACCUAGUUAUAUUUCAACAAAUUUUACUAGUCGUAUUCUGAGACAGACAGAAACAAAUAUAGAUGUAACAUCAAGUGAUCCAAGUUUUAUUGUUAAGAAAGACGACAGUCUUAAUGAUACUUACAGUCUUGUUACUAAUACUUCUCCAUUGAAUUAUUCUUUACCUUACAAUCGGUAUUUAUUUGAAUUAAUUGCAAAACAAUAUUUUUCUGAUCGACCACCAGCAGUUUCAACAGCUUUAGUUCAAAUAGAUUUAAAAAAUGAUAAUGUUCAUCGUCCAAGAUUUAUUUCUGAUAAACAAGAAUUUUACAUUAGUGAAACAGCUGAAAUAGGUACACAAUUCGGUACGGUUUAUGCGACUGAUGAUGAUAGAGAUGAAAUUUUCUAUUCGACAACAAGUACACAAUUCUCAAUUGGAUUAUAUACAGGUGUUUUACGACUUGAACAUCCAUUUAGUCCUGGUUUAUUAGUCGAUCAUUUUAAUGAAACAAUCACAAUUAAAGAUUCACCUUGUUUGUUAUCAGAUCCUUUAUGUCAUUCAGAAUCAAUAGUAAUUACAAUUUUUAUAAUAACAGUCAAUAAAAAUUCACCAAGAUUUUUACAAAAUAUAUGCGGUACAAGUAUACAAUUUCCUGAGAAUAAUAUAAGAGAACAAACGAUCGCAUUAUUAUAUGUAUAUGAUGAUGAUCGAGGAGAAAAUGGACAAAUUAAUAUAUUAUUUCCAUCUGAGCAAUCAAGAACAACAGUUAGUGGUUUAAGGAAUACAGCUUAUUCUCAGUUUUAUAUUGAACAAUUGAAUCAAACAGGUGCAACGCGUCAAGCUUUAAUUAAAACAAAUGAAAUAUUUGAUUAUGAUGAACCAGGUACUACACGAGUUUGGUAUUUAUUUAUAUUAGCUAUGGAUAAUGGUAAACCUCAACGACAAGCAUUUUGUAGUUUGCGUAUUGAUUUAAUCGAUAUUAAUGAUAAUCGACCAAAAUUUGCUAUGACAUCUUGGAGUUAUACAAUCUAUCGUUCAUCUUUUCCUACUAUAAAUAAUACAACUCUUUUACGUAUAGUUGCAGAUGAUGCUGAUUCAGGUUUAAAUGGUUUAAUUAAUUAUUAUAUUGGAUCAUUAUAUAUUCCAUAUUUUACAAUAAAUCGUAGAACAGGAUAUAUUGCUUUUCGUAGUGAUAUUUCUGGAAUAGAAGCAUUGGACGCUAGUCGUUUUCCAAUAACAUUUGAUGUGUAUGCACAAGAUUGUGGUACACCACAAUUACUUAGUGAAAAUAAUGCAACAGUAACGAUUUAUUACAAUGACAAUGAUGAUUUACCACCUGCAAGAUGGCUUAAUCCACUUAAUGAAAAUUUUAAUAUUUCGAUUACAGAAAAAUUUUAUGAAAAAUAUCUAAAUCAGCCAGUAUUUGAUAAUAACUCAAGUUUUAAUGGAUCGAUUAUGUAUACUUUAACCUCAGAUACAUCAUCUAUUAUGACUGUUUAUAGUCCAUUUCUAAAUCAGACAAAUAUGCCAUUUCGUGCUAUACCAGUUAUAAAAGAUGGAUCGAUAUUUAGGAGUGGUAUUGCUGUUAUCAAUGGUCUUCAUGCUGAAAUUCAAGAUAAAUAUGUACUUUAUAUUCGUGUUCUUGUUGAUCCGCCAUUAGUGGAUUCAAUAACAAUAAGAUUAAUUGAUGAAAAUGAUCAAAUUCCAACAUUUGAUAUUCGUUCUAUUACUUUGAGUGUUGUUCAAAAUGAACAGGGAAGACGUAUAAUUGCACAAGUUCAAGCAUAUGAUCGUGAUGUUGAUGCUAGAAAUAAUCAUGUUGAAUAUCGUUUAAAUCAACAAUUAAGUGAUAAAGAAACAAAUGAAACUUUUCAUGUUGAAUCCAAUGGUACUAUAUGGACAAAUACAGUAUUUGACGAAACAAAUAUCAAUAAAACAUCCUAUCGAUUAUUUAUCACAGCGUAUAAUACUGUACCAUCAUGGGAUAAUAAUGUAAAUCAUACAGAAGAUUUGCAAAUUGAUGUUCAAGUUAUUCGUAUUAAUGAACAUCUACCAGAAUUUAAUACGAUGAACUCAAUGGUAAAUAUCACAAUAAAUGAAACAACAUCAAGUGGAACUACUAUCGGUAAUUUUUCAAUAGUCGAUAAAGAUAUUGAUACAAAGCUUACUUUGGGGAUAUUAAGUGGAAAUAUUCGUAAUGCUUUCAAAUUUAUUUUAUUAUCAAAUAAUUCAGAUAAUCCAAAUCGUACACAAUAUGAAGCAACAGGAUCACUAGAAGUUAUUGCCCCAUUAGAUUAUACAUCACAAUCAAUUUAUACACUCACUUUAUUCGCAUUUGAUACAAAAAAUACAGUAACACUUAUUGUAAAUAUUACAUUAACUGCACAAAAUACUAAAGCACCUUGUUUCAAACUAAUGCCUGGUUUUACUUCUUUUGAAUAUAAAGUCAAUGAAGAAACUGCAUAUACAGUACUCGAUGGAUCUAUGAUUAAAGCAAUUGAUCCUGACAAUCUAACAGCAACUCUUCAUUAUAAAAUCUAUGAUACUAAUCAUCAAUUAAAUUUAAAUAAUUUAGUUUUGAAUAAAACUGAUGAUUAUAUUACAAUUGGUAUUAAAGCACCGGGUCUUUCUUAUGAUUAUCCAUUUGGUAGUUCAAUAUAUAAUUUUGCAAUUGAAGCAAUUGAUGAGAAUGGAACAGGUGUAUCGAGUUAUGUACCAGUUCGUAUUAAUGUAAUCAAGGCCAAUAAUAAAGCACCCAUACUAAAGAACUUUCCAUGGAUUAUAGAUGAAGGUAUUAAUCCUAUGAUUCCAAUUGAGUUUAUAGAUUAUGAUGAACCAGCAAAUAGAACUUUAUAUGAAGUCAAAACUAUUAAUUCAACGAAUUUUGAAUUCUUACCUCCUACGUUAAGUUCUAACAAAACUUUUACUUUAAUAUAUAAUGGUACUUUAAAUUGUACAACAACUAAGUAUUUACAUGUUACAAUUAAUGCAAGUGUUAUUAAUGGUUCGUUUGCAGUAACAACCAUUCCAAUUAUGGUUCGUGGUAAACCAAAUAAUACAUAUGCAAUAUAUAAUGGUGAUAAAAUAAUAAAAAUUCUUUAUGUAAAUGGUUAUCAAAAUUCUUUACGUAAUAUUAAACUUGGCUCAAUUUAUGUUAGUGAUUCAAAUGAUUGUGUUCGAGAUAAUAGAAUUUAUUCUAUACGAAAUAAUAAUAAUGGACAAAAUUUUAAUGUUUCAGAAGGUUUUUUAACUACAUCAAACGUACUAUAUCCUGGAGUUUCUACAAUAUAUGUUGAUGUGACUAAACUAAGUCUGCCAUCAGCUUUGAGUACAAUUAAACUCGAUGUUCAAAAUAUUGAUAGUGAAUAUAUUCGAGAAGCAUCAACAAUUCGUAUUCAAGGUGAAUAUCCUACAACGUUAAUUGAUCCGACACUUGGUUAUCGUCUUGACAAACUUCGUCAAGCACUUGCAUCAAUAUUAUCAGUUAAAAUUUCUUCAAUAAUUAUACUUUCAUUACGUACCGUAUAUCAAUAUCGAAAUCCGUUUUAUCCACCCAAACCUUUGGAUGUUGAGAAAGCGGAAUCAUUAACUGACGUUAUUUUUUACGUAUCAGAUUCGUAUCGAUAUCAAGUUGAAGAUAAACUCAAUGCGAAUCUUGGUAAAUUUCAAUCAGAUUUUCAAUUUAACGCAACUGCUAGUGGACCAAAUCCUUGUAACAAUUAUUUUUGUCCUAAAAAUACGAUAUGUCGACCCACACGAAUUAUUGGACUAAAUCCUUCUGUUAUCGAUACAGAUCAAGCAUCUUUCGUUGGUAUUAAUAUUCUUGAUUCAGCUGAUUGUGUUAAUUCCAAUUAUACUAUUAGUUUAAUAAAUACAGCACCUAAUUGUGCUAUAUCUGCAUAUAAUAAUUUAUCAUAUUGUCCAUUGGGAUCAGUUUCAUUAUCUAAUGGCCCAGUUGGAUCUUGUUGUGAAGUACUUGGACGAACAUUUGAUGGAAAUGAUGAAGGAUAUGCAAUAUAUGAUAGUUCAACAUUUUCUAAUUUUCCUCCAACACGUUUUUCAUUUGAUUUUCUAUUACAAACUACCAUAUCAAAUGGUUUGAUUUUAUUAUAUGGACAAAAUGUAUCCAAUAUAAAUGAUUUCUUUUGGAUAGCUAUUGAAAUCGUUAACUUUAAAUUAAAAUUUCAUUUUCGAGAAACUAAAUUAUACGCAAAUAAUACUGAAUUAAAUGCAUCAGUAUGGUAUCAUGUUGAAUAUCAGAUUCUUGGUUCAAAUGUCCUUGUGUCAGUUAAUGAUUGUCAAUAUAAUGAAACAGUCAAUACGACCUUGAACACAUAUAAUUCAUCAAUUGUUGAAUUAUAUCUUGGUGGUUUACCGCCUAAUUCAUCUGUAUUAAAUCUCUAUCAAUUACAAUCAUCAGUAAAUCCAUUUAAAGGUUGUAUACGUAAUGUUUUAUCAAAUGGUUAUUAUCUUGAUAUGUCUAAACAUCAUUCAUCAAAUAAUUCUAAUUAUGGGCAAUGUCCUUGUUCAAUUACAAAAUCAUGUACGACCGAAAAAAAUACAAUUAUUAUACCUUGGUAUACAUGGUUAAUUAUUGCACUUGUUUUAUUACUUUUAACAACAAUUAUUGUAAUGACUUUAUUAGCAUUAAUAAGAAAAAAACAACAAUUAACAACUUUAUCUGGAUUGUAUAUAGAUGAUACACGAGAUACUAUUGUUGAUUAUAAAGAAACUGCCGGAGAAGAAGAUUAUUCGGCGUAUAACCUUCGUAUAUUAAAAAAACCAAUUUAUGCUUUGACAGAUGGUAGUAUUAUACUAAAUAAUGAUCAACUAAAUAAUAGCGAUCUAAUAACUUAUGGUCGCCCCUCACUUGGUGAUUAUAUUGAAGAAAAAUUAAAUCAACGAGUUCUAUCACAUGCCAAUGAUACACAAUUACGUUAUCAAUAUGAAGGCGUAGGUUCAAUACCAUCAGAUUUAAGUUCAAUUGAUUCUUUAUCAUUACAAAAUGAUAUUGAUCAGAAUUAUUUGUAUUCACUCGGACCAAAAUUUGCACGAUUAGCAGAUAUAUAUUCUGGAAAUUCUAAUACUAAUGAUGAGCUUUGA
Molecule: messenger RNA, 5304 nt
Organism: Adineta steineri
Lineage: Eukaryota; Metazoa; Rotifera; Eurotatoria; Adinetida; Adinetidae
Source: the annotation of a GenBank genome assembly